Messenger RNA from Necator americanus (New World hookworm), 447 nucleotides. RefSeq lists its product as uncharacterized. Gene Ontology annotation, molecular function: structural constituent of ribosome. Gene Ontology annotation, cellular component: ribosome. The record is from RefSeq and is a predicted model, not a curated record. Lineage: Eukaryota; Metazoa; Nematoda; Chromadorea; Rhabditida; Ancylostomatidae. Gene Ontology annotation, biological process: translation. Bases 1 to 447 code for a protein of 148 amino acids. The transcript has 4 exons.
AUGGUUGUACACCAAGCGACGUGGAAGGGGGCGGUCCACACAGAGUUCGUCUCCGCCCUCAAAUACGCAGUCAAUGUAGUUAACUGUUUUGCUGAAUCUGUCGAGCACUGGUUAGAAUUCUACUUCUCUCUAACCGUAGCAGUCUUCAUAACUUUGAGAUCUAUGGUUAUCAUGGCCAAGCGCACCAAGAAGGUCGGAAUCGUCGGAAAGUACGGCACCCGUUAUGGUGCGUCACUACGUAAGAUGGUCAAGAAAAUGGAAGUGACCCAGCACUCUCGCUACACAUGCGUUUUCUGUGGAAAGGAGGCUAUGAAGCGAAAGGCUGUUGGUAUCUGGAGCUGCUCGAAGUGCAACAAGACUGUUGCCGGGGGAGCGUACGUGUACGGAACUAUCACUGCCGCCACAGUACGAUCUACCAUCCGUCGCCUGCGCGAUCUCAAAGAGUAG